AACAUUAAAAAUUAUUAUAUAAAAUCUACAAACACAUUAUCUGCUCAUGAAUUGGUACACUUACCUUAUUGUUGUUACGCAACAAAGUGUCAAGAUAUAUUUAUCAAUAAACAGUCGGUAACAAGAGAUCCAAACCGAAACAUGUAUGUGACAAUAAAGUUGCUAAUUGUAGUUUUAAUAUUUGUAUUAAGAUAUGUUCGAAGUAACAAUUUACGGAUAGAUCCUUUAGUUGAUUCUAAUGCUGGCCUAAUAAAAGGUCUACGAGCUUCUGACGGUGAUUAUUCUAUGUUCCUUGGCAUACCAUACGCUAAGGUCAACGAGAGUAAUCCUUUCGGGGUGUCAAUUCCACAAGAAAAAUUCGAUAAAGUCUAUGAAGCAUACAAUGACUCAUUAAUGUUAUGCCCUCACUCAUCAGAAAUGGGAAUAGUGGGAAAUAUAAAUUGUUUAUACUUAAAUGUUUAUGUACCGAACUCAGCCAGUUCCCAAAACCGCUUACCAGUAAUGAUUUGGGUUCAUGGUGGAGCAUUUAUGACUGGCAGUGGAAAGAAAUCGGCAUUUGGCCCCAAGUUUUUAGUAAAGCAAAAUAUAAUUUUAGUAACAAUUAAUUAUCGUCUUGGGCCAUACGGUUUUAUGUGUCUCGAUAUACCGGAGGUACCAGGUAAUCAAGGAAUGAAGGACCAAUUAUUAGCCUUGAGGUGGGUCAAAAAUAAUAUCGAAGCAUUCGGAGGUGAUGUUAAUAAAAUAACAUUAUUUGGAGAGAGUGCUGGUGCGAUAUCCGUAGAUUUACAUCUUUUAUCUGUGCAUGAUAAUCUUUUUAAUAAAGUAAUAAUGCAGAGUGGUACAGCAUUAGCUGCAACUGUUCUAGAAACACCAGAUAAAAUGGCUCCCAUAAAAAUAGCAGAAUUUCUGGGUUUUAAGACAGAAUCUGUACUUGAAGCGCUGAAUUUUCUGACCUUAACUGACUCUACCUUAAUAAUUGCCGCGUCAACUAAUCUUAAUAUGAUUUUUAAACCUUGCGUGGAAACAGAGUUUAGUAACGUUGAACCAUUUAUACUUAAACCUUGGAUCAAUGAGAAUACGAGAAAAGUUAGAGGGAUGCCAAUACUUUUGGGAUUUAAUAAUAAAGAACGAUGGUUUGAAUAUGCAACAAAACAAUCUGAAUAUUUCGACAAUUUAAAUGUGAUACAUGAUAAAUUAGUACAAACUUUUGCAUUUAAUGAGAGCAAACUUACAGAAAUGGAAAAUAUUAUUCAUCACUUUUAUAUGGGAGAUAGUAAAAUGAGUAUAGAACUAAGAGAUAAGAUUGGUGAUUUUGAUUCUGAUUAUACGUAUAUACAUCCUAUUCAAAGAAGUAUUCGACAAUAUAUAGAAAAUGUACCUGAAAAUAUAUUCUAUUAUAUGUUUUCAUAUAGUGGUAAAAGAAAUUAUAACAAAGUGACCCUGAAUGUAACCGAAGAAGGUGCAUUUCAUGCUGAUGAAAUUGGAUAUUUAUUCGAUUUAUCAUUUCUUCCUGAAGAUAAUCCAGAAGACUUGGUUAUCGUAGAACAAAUGACAACAAUGUGGGCAAAUUUUGCUAAGUAUAGUGACCCCACACCCGCCACAUCAGAACUAUUGCCAGUCAAAUGGACUCCCCUAACAAAAGAUAAGUGGUAUUAUUUAAAUAUAGAUUCAAAACUGGCCAUGGGAUCUAGACCACUCAACGAGAGAAUGGCAUUCUGGGACUUAUUUUACGAAACAAAUAAAAAGGAACAGAAAGGCUAUGAAGAAAACUUAUAAAAAUAAAAUAUUGAUAAUUAUAUUGUUUAA
Messenger RNA from Galleria mellonella (greater wax moth), 1806 nucleotides. Its product is annotated as acetylcholinesterase-like. Lineage: Eukaryota; Metazoa; Arthropoda; Insecta; Lepidoptera; Pyralidae. The record is from RefSeq and is a predicted model, not a curated record. The transcript has 3 exons. Bases 142 to 1776 code for a protein of 544 amino acids.